Molecule: messenger RNA, 2306 nt
Organism: Gryllus bimaculatus (two-spotted cricket)
Lineage: Eukaryota; Metazoa; Arthropoda; Insecta; Orthoptera; Gryllidae
Source: the annotation of a GenBank genome assembly
GAUGUCUUCAAGUAACCAAUAGCAAGAAAGCAGAAGAUAUUGGUGUUCAUUCAUGCCGGGCCUACCGGGAACGUCGAGGAGGGUCUAGAUAUUUGUAACCAGUGUAACUCAAGACUGUUCACUUAGUGAGAUAUCAAGGAUUGUCCUAGUCGUGUGCGUAUUUUAAUUGGUUAUUUACAACAUGAAAAUCAUUAAUUUUGUUGCAACAUGCUGCACCGUCUUCACACAAUUUCAAGUCAUCAGUGCAGAUCCGUGCCCACAACUAAAUCUGAUAAACGGAAAAGAAAUGAUUGCCCUCCGUUUCUGGAAACUGCUAGAAAUGGAUACUGGAUUCAAAAUUACAAGGGUGCCAGUUAUACAUUGAUAUGCAAUGAUGGAUUUAAAUUGCGUGGAACAAGAGUAAUUUAUUGUCAUAAUCAACGGUGGAGUGAUUCUAUUCCCUUCUGUGAUGAAAUUCACACUUCAUGCGACUUUGAAAAAGAAGAUAUUUGUGGAUGGACUCAAAAUACAUCAAAUUUCACCUGGAUACAUCAUAGUAAUUCAACACCCUCAGGUAUCCUUGGAACCGGUCCAUCAUUUGAUCACACAUUGGGAGAAAAUCAUGGUGGACACUAUAUGUUUGUUGAAUCGUCUAGCCCAUUUUCAGAAAAUUACACUGCUCAACUUUUCUCUCCAGUGUAUGAUCCCCAAUUAUCUCAACGGGCGUGUUUUAUACUUUGGUAUCAUAUGCAUGGAUCAACUAUGGGAGACCUAAAUGUGUAUCAAAAAUUGCAAACAUCUGCAACUAACAUGACACGGAUAUUUCAUAAAUCAGGAGAACAAGGAAAUCAAUGGUUGGUUGGGAUUAUGAAUUUGACUGUUGUGAAUAAACCAUUUCAGAUAGUAAUUGAAGCAAUCAUAGGUCGGAGUUACAUGAGCGAUAUAGCUAUUGAUGAUGUGAAGAUAACUAAAGGACGAGAUUGCUUCAUAGACAUAACGAAAUCAUCAAGUCAACCUACAACACAGAUAACAGUGACAUCUCCACUAACAACAGAAUCUGCUAUUUCCAUGCCAAAGACUAUGAGGCCAUAUCCUACUUUCCUGCCACCUCCACCCCUUCCAACACUGCCCCCUUUGCCGACAUUUCCUCCGCUGACAACGCGACCUUUAAUAACGACAUUACGAACAUCUGUGCCUUCCUUAAGUUCUGUUCAACCUUCUCCUUCCCUACCUUCAUUGGUUCCUUUAACGUCCCUGUUGCCAUUUGUUUCAAUACUUUCUACAACUAUAUCUCAAAAUAUUUCUCAAGUGAACCUGAACUUUAGUACAGCAUUUCAGCAUAUAACCACACGUCAAGGAACUUCCAUGAGCUCAACUGAAAGAACACUUUUUCCCACGAAAAGAAUUUAUUCCACAUUUUCUACUCCAUCUUUUAACUUAUCUGACAAAAACAACAGGACUGAAUUUUUUAAACCUACACCAUUAUUUCCAAGUUAUUUGACCACAAAAGAAGAACCAAUGACUACACUACCUACAAAUGAAUCACUGUUACCGAGUCCAAACACUGGAAAUACUUUCAGAUUAUUUUUAACCACUCGCGUGUUUAGUAGUACAAAGUACGACAAAACAAGUACUGUGCCAAGAACAACUCCAGUUAUUAGGAACACUAUCACGAAAGCCACCUCUAGAACUCAAAUGUAUUUCGGCGUUUCAACUUUAAAACCUUUCAAACACACUUCCAAAAGCUACAAUCAGCUACCAACCCUCUCAUUCCUGACUACCACUUCAUCUCCAAAAUAUGACUUAAGACGAAAAACGGCUGUUCAAACAUAUCUACCUAUCCAAAGAACAACUCUGAAAAUUGACAUCAAGCCACCUAUUAGAAAAGGAUAUGGGACAACAUUAGAACCUUCAACAAAAAUAAAAGAGUCUAAAGCAGAACCCAAGGUGUCACAUGUAUCAAGCAUUGCUGGGGCAGUUGGAGGAGUAAUAGCUGUGGCAAUAAUUGCAGCUUUGUUAGUUUUCGUACUAUCAAGACGGAUAACAAGAUUCAAGAAACACAGAGACAUGUCUGAAGAUUCUGAUGUCCGUUUUCUCACAUCCGACGAAGUAUUAGAUUUUAGUUUGGCAAGACCUAAUGAUGAUGAUGAUUUAUGACUAUCUCAAUUGACCCUUGUCAAUUUUCCUGACACAGAAAUAGACUGAAACAAAGUUACUUGUAAAUUUUGUGUAAAAAUAGUAUUGGAUGCUGUUUUGAGAACUCACAGUGUGUAUGUUCAGUAUUUUUAGUGAUUAGAAAACCAUAAAUGAAAAAAUUUAAAAUAAAU